UCAAUGUUUCUUUUACUUUCAGAGUCUGAGACAAGCUUGUGCCCCGCAGUCUGCAUGAUCGCGUGACUUCUCCAUAUCUUCCCCGGGGUCGUCUGCUGUAAAGACAACACACUCACUCGUCUGCUGUAGAAACUACACGCUGAUAUCGUGCUGACUGCUGCUGUGUAGUGUGUAGUGUGUGAAGUGGCUACGUUUAUACGAGGAGCAGCACCCGAAGUGGUGUUUUUUUUUCUUCUUUCUAGUAGCGCAACUCGACAUGCUGUUGGAGUAGCUCGAGCUCCUCGCUUUCCUAUCUCCGGGCAUCGUCGUGUUGAAAAGGGUUGUAUCGCGAAAUUCUCGAAAUUUGAAGAGGGGGGAAGAACAAAGCAGCAAGCGGCCUUGUUUGCGACACUCUCGUCUUCGGUUCUGCUUUGAAAUUGGAAGAGAAAAAAAAAACCCCAAGCAAAACGGGAAGUGAUCUUGUUGAGAAACUUUUUUCGACUCCCCCCCAUCGUCUGCCAUAAGUGCCAGAAGUAGAAGCGACUUGUAAAGCCAGAAGUAGAACCGACUUGUACAUUCAAGUGAUCCAGCAUCGUGUACUGUGAACCUCCUACUGCUGCUGCUGCUGCUUGUCGUCUGCCUUUGCUAGCUUUCUGGCGUGCUUUUGCGGACAAUUGGGAGCUUGUUACGUGGUCCCCUUUCUGGAAGGAAAUAGCAGCACAAGGAUAUGACGGUUUGUCUAAGGAAAGAACGGGAACACUCGGGGCCUGUUUGUUGAAAAGGACAUAGAAGUGAUAGGGAAAGUCCCCCGCGAAAGUGAGGUUUUAUCACAAGGGUCGCUUGGACCUUCAUCGGAUCACUUUUGAAAACUGACGCAGAGAAAGAAAUUGCCUCUGAAAACAACACCACCACCCAAACAAACCUUCCGAUAAAGACUUCUUGGGACGUUGAACUCUUGGGACGUUGAACUCUCGGGACUCCUAAUAAAACGUCAUCUAGUUGUUGUUUUUCUGAACAGCAACAACCAAAAAAGGGACUGUUGUUGAGUCCUGGUCGCUAGUUGUUAAUUAGUUUCUCACAGGUGUGGUGUGGUGUGGUCCUGUGUGGUGUGGUGUGAGCAGGUGUGUGGGUCACGUGAGCAGGUGUGUGGGUCACGUGAGCAGCCACCAUGGGUCGCUACUCGGGCAAGACGUGCCGGCUGAGCGUGAUGCUGGCCAUGACUGCCUCCUUCUUCCUGGUGGAGAUCAUCGUGGGCUACGUCACCAACUCCAUCGCGCUGGUCGCCGACUCCUUCCACAUGCUGUCGGACGUGGUGGCGCUCAUAGUGGGCUUUGCUUCUGUCAGGAUCUCCAAAUGGCCCUCGAAGCGGAACACGUACGGCUGGGUGCGCGCGGAGAUCCUGGGGGCACUGGUGAACGCCGUGUUCCUGCUGGCUCUGUGCUUCUCCAUCCUGGUGGAGGCGCUGAAGAGACUGGUCAACGUGGAGGAGGUGGACAACCCCAAGCUGCUGCUCAUCGUGGGCUCUGUGGGGCUGGCCGUCAACCUGGUGGGACUCUUCUUGUUCGGAGGUCACGGUCACUCUCACGGGGGAGGAGGUCACGGCCACUCGCACGGAGGAGGUGGCGGAGGAGGUCACGGCCACUCCCACGGCGGCAACCAGGCGGCGCUCGACGACAUGGAGGAGGAGGAGUUGCGGACCAAGGUGUCGUCGAUGGCCAACGGCUCGUCGGGCCACCCCGUGGAGAACGAGGCCCUGGUCACCUCGGAGGGCCUGUCGCGGAGCAGCUCGGAUGACAAGGAGGUCUACACGUCCCAGUCCACCAACAUCACCAUCGAGGUGAAGAAACCCAAGAUAGCUCACUCGAGCCAGUUGAACAUGCGUGGUGUGUUCUUGCACGUGUUGGGAGACGCGCUGGGAUCGAUAGUGGUCAUUGUCUCGGCGCUGGUCAUCAUGUUUGUGGACGGGGACUGGAAGUACAGCGUGGAUCCAGGAAUGAGCAUUGUUAUGGUGAUCAUCAUUUUAAGCACUACAAUUCCACUACUGAAGGAGUCUGCCUUCAUCCUGCUGCAGACAGUCCCGUCUCAUGUGAAUGUUGAGAGCAUCAUUACAGAGCUGGAACAGAUGGAGGGUAUCUACGGCGUUCACGAGUGCCACAUCUGGCAGCUGGCGGGAAACCGCAUCGUUGCGUCUGCACACAUUCGUUGCCGUGGUAUCGAAGAGUACAUGUCGCUAGCCACAAAGAUCAAGGCCUUGUUUCACAAGGCAGGCAUCCACUCCACCACCAUACAGCCGGAGUUUGUCGAUUACCUGGUGGGCUGCUCCUUGGACCCAAAAGACUGCGCCAUUUUGUGCGACAUCAAAGGGGACCCCACGUGUAAGGUGGACACGUGCUGCGGCGACCGGGACGGCUGGCUCAGCAAGCGCGCGCCGUCGGACGCACAGGAGAACGCGCUGGACCGGGACCAGGUCAUCGGUGUUGGCGCCGACCUCAACAACUCUGCGCAUAGUGGCGGUUGUGGUAGGGGUGCUGGCGUCGCAGCGGCCUACAGCAGUACGCGGAGUCUGGACGUGCAGUUCAGCCGCGAUGGGGACGAGGUGGUGCUGGAGGUGUCGGACAUCUUGAGUCCCAUGGGUCACAGUGGUGGGGUGUCGGAGGGCAGCGCUUCCGGAAGCUCUCCGCCGAAGUACGGGGACGUCCACAAACUUAGUUCCUCGAUGCCUGUCAUUCUGGAGACGAACUGAGAGAGAGAGAAAAAAAGGAAGAGACGAGGAAGAAGUCUGUUACUUGCUUCUUGUAAUGGGGAUACAGCCGACACUGUCGAAGACGGUCAUCCUUCCAUUAUUGAGGAGAAAAGUGACUGUCUUAGACGGGUGGACGUCUUUCAUAGUCUCGUUACAGACGGGUGGACGUCUUACAUAGUCUCGUUACAAUGUAAAGAAAAUAA
Molecule: messenger RNA, 2925 nt
Organism: Aplysia californica (California sea hare)
Lineage: Eukaryota; Metazoa; Mollusca; Gastropoda; Aplysiida; Aplysiidae
Product: zinc/cadmium resistance protein
Exons: 8
Coding region: 1148-2722 (524 amino acids)
Biological process (GO): zinc ion transmembrane transport; detoxification of zinc ion; intracellular zinc ion homeostasis
Cellular component (GO): membrane
Molecular function (GO): zinc ion transmembrane transporter activity
Source: RefSeq, a predicted model, not a curated record